Molecule: messenger RNA, 1143 nt
Organism: Coregonus sp. 'balchen'
Lineage: Eukaryota; Metazoa; Chordata; Actinopteri; Salmoniformes; Salmonidae
Source: the annotation of a GenBank genome assembly
AUGAAGAUGUGGUAUCCCUUGCAAUCUCUUGCUCGGUGUGUGCUACUUGUUCUCCUUGUAAGCCACUGCCAAGGAGCCAGGAAGGACCAGGAUCUCAAAUGUGGAGGUAAGUAUUUGGACUUCUACCUAUUUACUACACUAGAACCCAUUUAAUCUCAUAAUUUGAUCUCAACACCCUUAUUUUCUACAUUGUGCAUCCACAUUUGGUCCACAUACCUUAAUUGAGCUACCUAACAUUUAGUUAUUCUACAUCAGCAUGUAGGGCCAUGGUGGAUGAGAUGGAGUGGGCGAUAUCCCAGGUGGAUCCUAAGAAAAUGAUCCAGACCGGGUCUUUUAGAAUCAACCCAGAUGGUAGCCAGUCUAUUAGAGAGGUAAGGGUACCUGAUGGCUACUGGGUCCUACAUUGGCCUUAUUUUACACAUUCAAUUAUUUAUUUGUAGGCUGGGAUUCUACAGAAUAAAUAAAAAAUACAUAGUCAUGUAUGAUUAGUGUUUUCUAUCGGGUUAUCACAUUCUCUCUUUUUGAGCUCACCAACAUUGUUGUGUCCCCCCCCCCCCCCCAGGUUCCCCUCGCCCGCUCGGAAGGUAACCUCCUAGAGCUGAUGGAGGAGGUGUGUGAGAGGAUGAAGGAUUAUGGGGAACUUGUGGACCCCACCACCAGCAGGAAGACCUACGAGAGGUUCACAUCUCGGGACGGCAAACCCAUGGACCUCUCAGAGGCUAAACUGGAUUCCAGAGUCACAUCCAGCCUGAAAUAUGCUGUGGGUAGCUUUUUCAUUUUCACAUGUUGGGGAGUAGGGACUAGGGACGAUGACAUGCUAUAGCUCAUCAGUGUGACAUUCUAGAACCUCUAAUAUAGUGAAUGAUAAUGGCAAUAAUGACUACAGUUGAUUGCAACGUUCACCCAAACAUACCAAUGCAGUAAGGGGGAAACUUUCCAUAUGUUUGUAUUGUGGAUUGCAAUCCAAUGGCUCCAAGCUCCUGCAACUCACUGAAAUGUGUCCCACUACAUCUUAUUAAACCAUUAUUUUCUCCAUCUUACCCCCAGUGUGAGACCAUCGUUGAACAACAUGAAGAUGAGGUCAUCGAAUUCUUUGCCCAUGAAAGUGACAAUGUCAAAGACAAACUCUGCAGCAACAGAACA